This is a messenger RNA of Guillardia theta CCMP2712, 515 nucleotides long. RefSeq lists its product as hypothetical. The coding region runs from base 13 to 471 and encodes 152 amino acids. NCBI's taxonomy places the organism in Eukaryota, Cryptophyceae, Pyrenomonadales, Geminigeraceae. The transcript is spliced from 6 exons. The record is from RefSeq and is a predicted model, not a curated record.
CCUAUUUCGGGCAUGGCAGGAGGCGCGGCUUGGGAGGUCGUUGUGGUGAGGCGCAAAAGCGAGUCUUACAAACGUGGAGUUGCCGCGCUCUGUGCGCUCGCGCUUCUUGCUGUUGUGACCCUUGUUGCGUUGAGACAUCAGAAUGGGCAACAAGCUGGUCUGGCGCAGGCGUUCUUCAAUGGCAAACGUUACAGGGUACAGGGGCUGCUAUCCGUCUCCAGCCCGAUUCAGUCUGUCUCCCCUUACAACGACAACUUCUUUGAGCCGGAGCCCAUCGAUGACUAUGGCAUCUACCCUGCAAUGAAGUUCUCAGACUACACCAAGGUGAGGAGACGGGAGCGCGCUAUGACUCAAGACAAGGGCGAGCCAGACUCGGGCAAUGAGUACCAACAGAAAGCGAGUCAGAGCGGCUUCCUGGAACCCAUCUUGAAUGCCGACGUGUCAGGGGAGAUUCAGAAUCCACCGAAGUAAUCUACAACUUUGGAGGUAGCGACAGAGAAUAUCUCACUGUCAGG